AGUAGCACCGUUUGGAUACACCCCUCCCACUACAACCGCGAUGGCAUUGAAUUGGGCAAUGCUCGGGCCCGACAACGCCCCUCUUCCGCUCCCUCAUGAAAUGACGAUCUCCGCCAUCGACAAGGGCGCUGACCUGGUAUUACGCGUCCCAGAUGCCCCUCCGGCUCCGGGGGCAGCGUCGGGGGGAUCCGGCGGCUUCAAGACGCUGAAGGCCAGUGGGAGGGCCUUCGUUACGGAUAUGAGGUUCAUCUUCAUCAGUGCCGCGGGAUCCCCGUUCGACUCCCUGUCGGUCUCGCUGCCGUCUAUCCUCUCCACCAAGUUCGAGCAGCCCACCUUCGGCUCGAACUACCUCACGUUCGAGAUCAAGCCGGCGGCGGAGGGCGGUCUGACGAGCGGGACGACGGCGGAGCUGAGGUUCAAGGACACGCCCAUGUUCUCGUUUGUCGCGACGCUCGAGAAGACCCGCGAGAGGGCCAUUUAUAUGAAACGCCAGGAGACGGAACACGAAGACGGGUUGCCUGUGUACACAUCGCCCGGUGAAGGCCCGUCGACGUCCGUCAGUGGCACCACCGUGCCUGGAGAUGCCCCUCCCGGUUACGAACUCUAAUCCGUAUAUUUAAGGGCUGUAUGUACUAUCUACGCUGUUGCUUGAAGUCAAUCUUGAACGUUUAAACGUCGG
Messenger RNA from Mycena citricolor, 679 nucleotides. Lineage: Eukaryota; Fungi; Basidiomycota; Agaricomycetes; Agaricales; Mycenaceae. The record is from the annotation of a GenBank genome assembly.